Molecule: messenger RNA, 1273 nt
Organism: Alnus glutinosa
Lineage: Eukaryota; Viridiplantae; Streptophyta; Magnoliopsida; Fagales; Betulaceae
Product: TMV resistance protein N-like
Exons: 2
Coding region: 41-1189 (382 amino acids)
Biological process (GO): defense response; signal transduction
Molecular function (GO): ADP binding
Source: RefSeq, a predicted model, not a curated record
CCUUCGCCAUUUUCCACUUCUCACCAACUCUCCUUUGGCCAUGGCUGCCAGUGCAUUCCUCUCUUCUUCUUCUUCUUCCUCCCAUCCCAGCGGAACCUACGACGUCUUCUUGAGUUUCAGAGGCGAAGACACACGCAAGAACUUCACCGACCACCUCUACUUCGCUCUCAAAGAUGCCGGAAUCAACACCUUCAGAGACGACAACGAGCUCCGAAGAGGAGAAGAUCUCGCAUCCGAACUCUUGUCGGCAAUCCAAGGGUCCAAAAUCUCUGUCAUUGUUUUCUCUAGGAACUACGCGGAGUCCAAGUGGUGCCUGGAGGAACUUGUGAAGAUCAUGGAGUGCCGAAGAACGGUAAGGCAACUGGUUCUGCCAAUCUUCUAUGAUGUUAAACCGUCGGAUGUGCGGAAUCAGACGAGUAGUUUUGCGCAAGCAUUUUUGAAACAUGAAGACCGUUACUUGUUGGACAUAGACAAGGUAAUCAGGUGGAGGAGAGCUCUGAUUGAGGCUGCUAAUUUGUCCGGAUGGGAUCUAAGAAACACUGCAGACGGGCAUGAAGCCAAGUUUAUUAGGAAAAUUGUUGAAGUGGUUUCAAAGGAACUCAAUAGCACAUACUUAUAUGUCACACUCUACCCAGUUGGAGUAGAUUCUCGUGUGCAAGACAUCACCUCAUUGUUAGGGGUUGGAGCCAAUGAUGUCCGCAUGGUAGGAAUUUGGGGAAUGGGCGGAAUUGGAAAAACAACCAUUUCUAAAGCCAUAUAUAACCAACUUUUUCAUAGUUUUGAAGGUAAGAGUUUUCUUGCAAAUAUUAGGAAAACUUAUAAGCAACCUGAUUGUCUGGUUCGAUUACAUAAACAACUUCUUUCUGAUAUUUUGAAGAUGAACAAGACAAAGGUGAAUAAUGUUGAUACAGGAAUUGUUACAAUACAAGAAAGACUUUGUCAUAGAAAGGUACUUGUUAUACUUGAUGAUGUAGACCAGUUGGAGCAACUCAAUGCCAUAGCUAGAAGUCGUGAUUGGUUCGGCCCAGGAAGUAGGAUUAUUAUAACAACUAGAGAUGAGCAAUAUGAUUCUCAAUUUUAUUUUAUUUUUUAUGCCAUCUUUUUGCCGUUGUUUCUGAAGUUGUUUCCUUUUUCGUGGGUGCUUUUGGUUCUGUUCAGAUACCUCUAUUUAGGCUGCAGAAGCCGGUGAGUUCUUUUUCCAAUUAAGACCCGGAAGUUGCAUAAUUCAUGCCUUGGUUUGCAUAUUCUUAAUGAUUCUCUUUUACGAUUGUUA